Molecule: messenger RNA, 1260 nt
Organism: Pelobates cultripes (western spadefoot toad)
Lineage: Eukaryota; Metazoa; Chordata; Amphibia; Anura; Pelobatidae
Source: the annotation of a GenBank genome assembly
AUGAUUCACACUGGAGAAAAACCCUUUAAAUGCCCAGAGUGUGGGAAAGGUUUUACCCGAGUUAAACUGCUUGCCGUUCAUAAAAUGGUUCACACUGGGGAAAAACCCUUUAAAUGCCCAGAGUGUGGGAAAGGUUUUACCCGAGUUAAACUGCUUGCCGUUCAUAAAAUGGUUCACACUGGGGAAAAACCCUUUAAAUGCUCUGAAUGUGGGAGAGGUUUUACCCAAGUCAGACGUCUUACUAUGCAUAAGCUGAUUCACACCGAGGAAAGGCCAUUUAAGUGCACAGAGUGUGGGAAAGGUUUUACCGAGGCCAAGUUUCUUGCUGUGCAUAAAAUGAUUCAUACUGCAGACAGGCCAUUUGAAUGCUCAGAGUGUGGAAAGUGUUUUAGUCGGCAAACCCUUCUUGCUUCACAUAAUAUUGUUCACGCAGAAGAGAAGCCAUUUAAAUGCAUGGAAUGUGGGAAAGCAUUUGCUCAGGCCAGACGACUUGCUGCGCAUCACGCAGUUCACACAGGAGAAAAAACGUUUUUGUGUUUUGAAUGUGGGAAAUGUUUUAAUAGAAAGUCGGUGCUUAUAAAGCAUCAGAGGAUUCACACAGGAGAAAAGCCAUUUAAAUGUCCUGAGUGUGGGAAAAGUUUUCGCCAGGCCUCGACUCUUGUGUCUCAUACAAGGGUUCACACAGGAGAAAAACCAUUUAAAUGCUAUGAAUGUGAGAAAUGUUUUACUUGGCAAGCCCAGCUGAUUUCACAUAAAUUGAUUCACACUGGGAAGAAUCCACACAAAUGCACUGAAUGUGGGAAAAGUUUUAGUAAGGCCUCAAAUCUUGCUUCACAUAUAAGGAUUCACACAGGAGAAAAGCCAUUUUUAUGCACUAUAUGUGGGAAAUGUUUUACACAGUCCGGAAGUCUUACUUCACAUAAACUGGUUCACACAGAAGAAAAAUUAUUUAAAUGCCCCGAAUGUGGGAAAUGUUUUCGGCGAGCUACAGAACUUGCUUCACAUAAAAUGACCCACAUGGGAGAAAAACCAUUUAAAUGCCCAGAAUGUGGGAAAUGUUUCCGUCAAGUGACAGACCUUGUAAUACACAAAAGGAUUCAUACAGGAGAGAAGCCUUUUAAGUGCACUGAGUGUGAGAAAUGUUUUGCCCGAACCACAGACCUUGCUUUACAUAGAAGGGUUCACACAGGAGAGAGGCCAUUUAAAUGCUCUGAAAUGUGGAAAAUGUUUCACCCAGCCUUCACAUCUUACUACACAUAA